AUGACCCAGUAUAAGGUUGAUAUACAACCACCAGCCAAAAGACUCUUCUUAUUUGUCGGUGAUGGAUUAAGGGCAGAUAAAUUAUAUCAGCUUUAUCAGGAUGAAAAUGAUAAAGAGAAAUUAAUAACAUUAGCACCAUUUUUAAGAGAUAUAGUACAAAAUCAUGGAACUUGGGGGAUAUCUCAUACAAGAGUACCAACUGAAUCAAGACCUGGUCAUGUGGCAAUUAUUGCUGGAUUUUAUGAAGAUGUUAGUGCAGUGACUAAAGUUGAAUUUGAUUCUGUUUUCAAUCAAAGUCGUUACACUUGGUCAUUUGGAUCACCUGAUAUAUUACCAAUGUUUGCAGAAGGUGCAUCAGAUCCAAAUCGUGUUAAAACAAUAAUGUAUGGUUCUGAAAGUGAAAAUUUUGCUGAAGAUGCUAGCAAAUUAGACACUUGGGUCUUUGAACAAUUUACUCAACUUCUUGCAAAUUCGACAACAGAUUUAAAUUUAUAUAAUAAACUUAAUGAUGAUCAAAUUGUAAUAUUUUUACAUCUUCUUGGAUUAGAUAGUAAUGGGCAUGCUUAUGGACCACAUUCUAAAGAAUAUUUGAAUAAUAUUAAAGUUGUUGAUGAAGGAAUUAGUAAAAUUGUUAAAACUAUUGAAGACUUUUAUGGAAAUGAUAAAAGAACUUCUUAUAUAUUUACUGCUGAUCAUGGAAUGAGCAAUCGAGGAAAUCAUGGAGAUGGACAUCCGGAUAACACGCGGACUCCAAUAAUAGCAUGGGGAGCAGGAAUUAAUAAACCUAAUAAAUUAAAUCCAAUUGGUCAUGAUGAAUUUUCAAAGGAAUGGGAAUUAGAUAAUAUUCAAAGAAAUGAUAUAUUACAAGCAGAUAUUGCUCCUUUAAUGGCAUCAUUAAUUGGAAUAAAUUAUCCUGUAAAUUCGGUUGGAGAAUUACCUUUAGGGUAUCUUAAUAAUACUCCGAUAUUUAAAGCUCAAAGUGCUUUUAUAAAUGCUAAAGAAAUAUUGGAACAAUAUAAAGUAAAAUAUGAAUAUAAGAAAAAAACGAAAUUAUGGUUUAAAGAAUUUCCAGGUUUGAGUAAUUCAACCCAUAAUCACGAGGUAAUGGUUCAAAAGAUACAAAAUCUAAUUAAUGCUGAACAAUAUGAAGAAGCAGAAGCUUUAUGCGUGAUAUUAAUUAAACUUUCAUUAGAAGGAUUAAGAUAUUUCCAAACAUAUGAUUGGCUGAUGUUAAGAUCUAUUGUUACAGCUGGUUAUUUAGGUUGGAUUUUGUAUAGUCUUAAAUUUACUCUUAAAGAAUAUGCAUUUGAAGAAAAAUUCAUUGAAAAGAAAGUGGAUUCAAUAAAUGUUUAUAUAAAUAUUAUUACUGCCAUUUCAUUGAUUCUUUCGAUUGGCCUCCUUUAUGUCCAAAAAUCACCCGGAACAUAUUAUACAUAUGUAAUAUUUCCAGUGUAUUUUUGGCGUGAAAUAUUAUUAGAUAAAAAUAUAUUUUUUGAUGCUUAUAAAAAUUCUUUAAAUCAUAAAAAUUCUUUAUUUUACAUUAUUGGUUAUAUUUUAGUCUUGGAAGUUUUUGUUUACAGUUAUUUUGAACGAAGUGUUUUGAGUUUUUGUUUUGGACUUCUCGCAUUUUGGCCAUUAUUCAUAUCAUCAGAAAUUCGAUCUCAAAAUGUGAUUCUAUUUAUGUCAUGGUUUAUAAGUUGUUUAGCAUCAAGUGUAUUUACUUUACUUCCAGUAGAAAAGGGAGAAGAUAUAACCUUAUUAAUGACUGGAGGAUUAUUAAUUACAACAACCGGCAUUAUUGCACUUUGGAAAAAAAAAUCUGGUUUACCCUUUUUAAAUCAAAUAAUUGCAUGGAUGAUAUUAGUGAUAUCAACCGUAACUCCAUCUGUAUUUGGUUUCGGUUUCAAUAUUCCUCAACAUCACCUACAAAGAUUAACCAUCAUAACAUUGGCAUUUUCUCCAGUAUUUAUUAUUCUUAUAGCAUUUUUUGGUACAGGAAAUGUUGCAAGUUUAGCUAGUUUUUCUUUACAAAGUGUUUAUCGUUUAACCACUAUUUUUGAUCCAUUUUUAAUGGGAGGAUUACUUUUAUUUAAAAUAUUUAUUCCAUUUUUUAUAGUUUCUUCAGUAUUUGGAGUUAUUAACAAAUCUUUAAAUUUACCUUCAUUCAGUUUAUUCUUAUUGGUUUUAUCAACUUGUGAUAUAAUGACUCUAAAUUUCUUUUAUUUAGUAAGAGAUUAUGGAAGUUGUGAAUUCUUGGUGGGAAAUGUUAUAAUUGAUGGUAAUGAAAGAAAAAUUAAAUAA
Messenger RNA from Diversispora eburnea, 2301 nucleotides. The record is from the annotation of a GenBank genome assembly. Lineage: Eukaryota; Fungi; Glomeromycota; Glomeromycetes; Diversisporales; Diversisporaceae.